This is a messenger RNA of Cylas formicarius (sweet potato weevil), 2688 nucleotides long. RefSeq lists its product as uncharacterized. Lineage: Eukaryota; Metazoa; Arthropoda; Insecta; Coleoptera; Brentidae. The transcript has 4 exons. The coding region runs from base 1 to 2688 and encodes 895 amino acids. The record is from RefSeq and is a predicted model, not a curated record.
AUGAUAAGAACCAGUAAUGAGGUACUGGGAGAACUAAAUGACAAGGAUAGAAGAAAUAGGAGUAAAGUAAUCGAGGCAUGUGUGGAGAAUAGGAGAGGCGACAACAAUAUUUACUAUGUAACAGUGGAACCCAGGUGUGAAAAGGAGGAGGGGAAGAUCCAGAACAUGGUUGGAGGAAAUAAGAGUUUGCAACGCCGAUUAGAUAGAAAAGCUAACCAUUAUACAGACUCCAAGGGCGGUUUCAACUGCGAAAUAAUGAUCGAAAAUCUGUUCAUCAUAUGCUGCAGUGCUUUUGUGAUCCUGGUACUUUUUUGUAUUUUCAAGACACUGAUGCACAGAAUGGGUAGCUGUUUCGGUACAGAUCUUAUUGAUAGCAGACCCGCCAGAGAAAGAUACCAACCGGUGACGGCAAGAAAUGAAGACGCAAAACCUUCACGUCGCCACCCGGCGGACACCACACGACGCCAAACUGACAACAGCAAAAAAACGCGUGAGUCUCUUCCUUCCAAAUCGUCAAUCGGAGUUGCUUCGGAAGGUGCCACGCUAAUCAAACGAAAGCAGGAACCAACUCGAAAUAAGACUUCAGGGUUUGUAGAAACAUCUUUUCAUAUAUCUAAAGACGCUCGCUCCGAUAUGUUGCCCAACAAUGCGACAAGAAGUGCAAAAUCUCACCCAGAACAAGUGGAGCGAACUGCAAGACAGGCAACCCAGAGCGCAAACGAGGUGUGUCUUUCAACUCGACCGGUACCCAUCACCCCGUCGGAACGUGCUAUGCUAGUGAAACGAACAGUGGUUAAUAUUCAACAACUGAAGAGAUCAUCGGUGGUAGAGGCCCCUCAAAAAGAGACGUCGACUUCUGUAGAACCUGCUGAAUUUGCAACGUUGAGUUCUCGCGGAGUUUUUUCCAAGUCUACCGCCACUCGCGUGGACGUGAUGGCAAACAGAGACUUUGCGCACCCCGUUGAUAACGAGAUGAAAUAUGACAAUGGCUCUUCUACCAGUAGAAGAGUGGAAAAUCAACUAGGAGCUGGUUCCACCUCCGUGGCACCUGACAUUGACUUCAAGGAAUCAAAUAAGUUACCCCAAAGAGCUGUGAUUGUUUUGCAUCGUGUCGAUCCGCUCACAGCCGAAAAUUCUAUCACUGGUGAAUUCUUGAGUGACAAAGCAACAUAUGUUAACAGUAACUAUGAUAUACAGCGAGCUCCAGAAGCAAACGUGAAUAUGGGGAACUACAUUCCUGACAGUCAACCAAAAAGAAUAGUUGAGCGACCCGAACAACAUAAAAACAUAGCUGCCCACCAAAAAACAAUAAAUGUUAGUAGUAAUCAUCUCAACCUAACGUUACCUAAAACAAAUGAGAGUAGAGGGAAGGAUAUUACUCAACCUGGGUCACAUAGCAAUGGCUGCAGUGCUGACAGUCAACCAAAAGAGAUAGUUGAGCAACCCAAACAAGAUAAAAACAUUGCUGCCCAAAAAAUAACAAUAAAAACUAGUGUUGAUCAUGUCAACCUAACAUUACCUAUAAAAAAUGAGAGUAGAGGGAAGGAUAUUACUCAACCUGGGUCACAUAGCACUGGUUGCAGUGCUGACAGUCAACCAAAAGAGAUAGUUGAGCAACCCAAACAAGAUAAAAACAUUGCUGCCCACAAAAAAACAAUAAAACUUAGUGUCGAUCAUGUCAACCUAACAUUACCUAUAACAAAUGAGAGUAGGGGGAAGGAUAUUACCCAACCAGGGCCACAUAGCACUCGCUGCAGUGCUGACAGUCAACCAGAAGGGAUAGUUGAGCGAAACCACCAAGAUAAAAACAUUGCUGCCCAAAAAAUAACAAUAAAAACUAAUGUUGAUCAUGUCAACCUAACAUUACCUAUAAAAAAUGAGAGUCAAGGGAAGGAUAUUACUCAACCAUGGCCACAUAACACUCGCUGCAGUGCUGACAGUCAACCAGAAGGGAUAGUUGAGCGAAACGAACAAGAUAAAAACAUUGCUGCCCCAAAUAUAACAAUAAAAACUAAUGUUGAUCAUGUCAACCUAACAUUACCUAUAAAAAAUGAGAGUAGAGGGAAGCAUAUCACUCAACCAGGGCCACAUAGCACUCGCUGCAGUGCUGACAGUCAACCAAAAAGAAUAGUUGAGCGAUCCGAACAAGAUGAAAACAUUACUGCCCAUCAAAAAAUAAUAGAGGUGAGUCCUGCUCAUCUCAUACUCCAUAUAUCUAAACAAAUUGGGAGUAUAGAGAAGGAUUUUACUCAACCUGUGCUUCAAAACGUUAUAGAUGAUUUUACCCAGCCUUUUGGUCACCAGUCAAUACCUGAAGGCACUACCGAGAGAGGUCAGAAAAGACCGAACGAGGAGACACAAGACACUGUUGAGAGCGAAAUCCAAAUCGUGGACGCGGCGGCAGAAAAACAAAUUGGCGAAGUCUUUGAUGGCUACUCACCGACUAAAUCAGAGCGUCACACGGAAAACCAGUUGACAGUGAUUUUGAAGAAAGCCGAGCCUUUCCGAAAGAAAAUCGUAGAGUUUGAACAGCUGAAGGAUAGCACCGAGUACUAUUACAUAGACGAAAGUCUGCAGAGGCUGGGGGUGUACGAGUAUAUCUUCCAGCUGUUUCGCGAGUUAGAUGAGAAGCUGGAGGAGAACAUUCAGAACAAGGAGACUGAAAGUGCAUCCAUCGUUCACGAUUGA